Molecule: messenger RNA, 2918 nt
Organism: Drosophila yakuba
Lineage: Eukaryota; Metazoa; Arthropoda; Insecta; Diptera; Drosophilidae
Exons: 10
Coding region: 63-2918 (951 amino acids)
Source: RefSeq, a predicted model, not a curated record
UGGCACUUACCAAUACAACAACUUUUUAAAAGUUGGCGUCACUUUAAGUAAAUGAAAUUAAAAUGGAAUUUGUGAGUGCCAUUUCGACAGUUGGUAACACGAAAACGGUGGCCAACGAAUUCGCCAUUGCCUUUCUGCAGGCCGUGACCUCUGACCCGGAUAACUGGAUUGCGAAGGUGUCACACCAGUUUGUGGGCCAGUGCUUCCGUGUCCUGGGCCUUAACUUCAACGUGAGCGUGCAGGCCUUCAGCCAGACGCAAGAUCAUCCGUAUCGCGAUGCCAAUCCCAACUAUAUCUUUGAUCCGGUGCCACUGGUGAUGACCGAACUGGACAAGUUCCUGAAUCGCCUGCCUCUUUUGCUGGCCGAAGUCGGCGAACUGGUGGCCAAAGAUUCCCAGGGCACCAAGUUUGAUGAGCUCACCCAGCCGCUGCCAUGUUACCUGAAUCUGAUUUUGAAGUGGAUCAAGGUGGUGCAAGCGAUGUGCAGGAACAUGCAGCUCAGCAACAGCACCUCCGGGGAUAGAUUCCUCUGCGAACCGCUGGCCAGAAUGUCUUUCAGCAUUCUUCGCGGACUGGCCGAACUACUGCCCAAAUAUGAAAAUAUUUCGGGCCUCAAGGGCAUUUGCUUGGCACUCGCCGUGGACGUUCGCUAUGGCAUAUUCUACCAGGAAACCUGCGAUGUGGUCGUCCCGCCUAUGCUGGACAUAUUCCGGAAGCACUACAAAACUUUCUGCGGUACCGAGAAAUCCGCAUUGGAUUUCGUAUACUGCAUCCUGACGGUUGUGAUGUCCGAGGACAACUGCUAUAUUAAGGCAUACGAGUUUCUAGAGGCCAUGAUUAGGCAGUUUGCCGAGAGCUCUGAACACAGUCAUUAUUUGCGUUGUUUUACCAAUGAACUGAUUACUGUGAAAUAUAUUGUGCUGCAGCUUCAAACUCUCAAGGACUGCAAUUCCAGACCUUUGCUCUUGGCCACACUAAAGUAUUUGAUGACUCUUCAAAGAAAUAUAGCCAGCACAGAGUGCUUUACAAAACGAUUCCACGAGGAGCUCCUUCAUGUUGUCCUGCGAAUGUCAGUUUCGUCGGUAACUGUUGCUUCUAUGGCAGCCAAGGUCUACAUUACGCUUUCUCAGCGCCAGCACCAGGAACGGGAAAUAGCACAGCACAUUCUGGAGACCUACGUAAAGAUCCCCGAAAACCCCAGAAAGAAUACUACCUAUGAACAGUUUCGCAACGAACUGACGCGGUAUCUAAAGGCUCUUAUUCAGCAUUUUCCCGCACUGCAGGAGUUCGACUUUUACGCCCUUGUGCUCACAGCUCGGAACGUUCGUGUUGAAUUGAGCCUUAUUGCAGCGCAAUCCGCAAGCAUAAUCUUUGAAAUGCAUAUGGCAGAGUAUUCCUCAUUGCCAGUGGCUCGUGACCAGAUCAAUGAAUUUCUGCGCUGUUGGCCUCGUAUUCUGAAGGCCGCUUCAAACCAAAAUGGCACUCGACCGCUGAUCUACGGAAUUUAUGGUUUGAUCGAUUUUGACGCAGUAGCUGAGUGUGAUGCUGAUUUGCUUUUAAACUUGGAGAGCAGCUGUCUGGAUAAUUUCCUAAACGAUGACACCAUUGACGAGACUGAGUUUCAUAGGCUCUACGUGAAUGUAUCGCGCUCUGUGGAUGCAACAGGGAACAUCCAGAUACAUACUACCACGUCGAGGGCUUUGCGUGAUGAGCAAGCAUCAUUGCAGCUCCAGCUGAACAACACCGAUCCCGAGAGCCCAGAAAUGCAGGAGCUCUUGAAGGAGUAUGCCAAAAGCUACAUGCGCGUCCAUGCCGUCCUAAUGGUUAACAAGUUACAUGUUCGCUAUGUGGCGGACAUUUACGAAACACUCGCCAAAUUUGUGCUAGAAAUGCCCACACUAAAUGAAAAUAUAACUCUUUAUGGGGCCGAAAGUUUGGCUACCAUGCUGGUUCUCUUGCACGGAGAUCUCAAGGACUCGAAUGACGAGAUGAUCGAAAGAAUAUCUGCUUUGGUAAAACAGCUGCAAGACUUUUGCGUUUCCGAACUAAGUAAGGAAAACAUUGACUUAAAGCGAGCCAAGUUUUUUGUUUGCUCUAUGCUCAUAUUGCACAUCAAUCAGUUACCAUAUUCAGUCCUUGACUCUGCUGCAUAUGACGAGAUCCUGGAAGUAAUAAGCUCACCACCACGUGAAUCACAGCCUGAAUUGCUUUCCAAUACAUAUGUUGCCGAUAUGCACCAUAUGUUCCGCCUGCUCAUGAAGUCGGAGAAAUUCGACAUUCCCACUAAUCGAAUUUGGAAGCUACUAGUGCAAUACAAAAUGUCUUCAAUAAAAUAUCUGGACUCCGAGAUUAAAGAGCUUAUAAAUGUUUUAAUGGAGUAUCGGAUUGAAAGCUAUCUCCAUUGUAUGUCGGUAAUACAGUUUCAUAUUUACAAAGAUUCCAACGUGAACAAGAAGGGUUCCAUGGCUCUAUCUGCCCAUCUUCAACUGAUUGAUAAGAAUUCCAGUACUCUUGACUCCUGGCUGCUGCGUUUUUUUAUCUUUAAAGAUUCUCUUAAUCUCUUGAUCAAAAACAUGCGCUUUAGGAGAUUGGAGGUUACCAGUUCAAGUCAAUGCAAUCGCCUUCUGCCAUUGAAGUAUAUCUUAAAUAUGGUUGUCAAUUUGCGCCUGGAUGACUCGCACUUUUUAACAAUUGCUAAAUUACUGCACGUUUUGAAGGACGAGACAAUUGGAUCGCAAGAGAAUUUGGAAAUCGAGAACUUUAUUACUCAGAUCAGUACAUAUAAGUAUCAGGCCGAGGAUGAGCACUUAGAGGCUACAAAGAAUGAGUAUUUUGAGGGCAGGCUAAAACCUUUGCCACCUGGUCCAUUGAAUUUUUGGCAACAUAAAACUCUUUAUACAGCAGAUCAAACUAAUUAA